CUUGUUCUUCUUUGCUCUCUAAGGUAGACCUGGCACUGGCAGCAAACUAGUUGGGAGAAGAUGGCGCUAUGGAGCGGCGUGGGUCAGGCGGCGAGCAUGGCGCAGCUCGCCGGGGUGGAUGCGUAUGGGCUCAUCAACAUGAUCGUGGAGGCUGUGCAGACUGUUAAAAGGAACCGGGAGACCUGCCAGCUGCUAGCGCGGCGCGUGAAGAUGAUUGGGGACCUUCUGCAGCAGCUCGAAAGCACGCAGCUGAUGCAGCACCACGAGACGAGGAACCCCGUGGAGCAGCUGGAGGAGACCCUCCGCCAUACAUACAUGCUCAUCACAUCCUCUCAGGACAGCGGCUACCUAUACAGCUGCUUCAUGGGGGGCAAGCAGGCUGACAAGCUCCGUGAGGUGCAGAACGAUAUCACCUUCUACCUCCAGCUCUUCCCCCUUGUCAGCUUCGUCGACACCAGCCGUACCUUUGAGCAGCUUCUGAACAGAGCCCGCCCUUUAGGCACACAGUACUACAUCAGGCUCAGAAGGGAGGCCCUCCAGGCAACUGAAUUAGAAGAUCCGGAAACUUAUCUUCCUUCAAAAUUUGAGGAGGAUCAAGAAACAAGUAAAGUUAAGAAUAUGGAAGAAUUGGCAAAUCUCUUCGGUGUUGAAAAAGGAGCAGGGUUGUCAUAUUUUAGUUUAUCUCAGAUACUGGCUGCUACUGACAAUUUAUCAUGGAGAAACAUGGUUGGACAUGGUGGAUUUGGCUAUACUUACAAGGGCAAACUUCUUAAUGGUCUUGAGAUUGCUGUCAAAAGACAUGAGAUAUCUUCAUAUCAAGGUCCAGCAGAGUUCAGAGCCGAGAUUGAAAUCAUUCAAAAUCUUCGACAUAAAAAUAUAAUCACGCUACUUGGCUAUUGUGUUCAGCAAGAAGAAAAGAUACUUGUCUAUGAAUAUAUGCCAAAUAAAAGCUUGGCGUGUAUCAUUGCUGAUGAAUCAAAAAGAAAAUUUCUUAAUUGGUCUAAGCGUCUUCAAAUAAUAAAAGGGAUAGCGGAUGGUAUUCUCUAUCUGCAUGUGCAUUCUCAGAUGUGCAUUGUGCACAAGGAUUUAAAAGCAAGUAAUAUCCUGUUGGACCGUGAAAUGAACGCUAAAAUUUCUGAUUUUGGUCUGGCUAGAAAAUUAACUCCAAGUAUGACUGCAGAAGUGCUCGUUUGUGGCACAUAUGCCUAUGCAGAUCCUGAAUAUGUUGCUACUGGAAUGAUAUCGGACAAGACAGAUGUAUACAGCUUUGGCGUUGUACUUCUUGAGAUUAUAGCUGGAAAGUUGUCUCGGUUUUAUAUGCAGAGCGCAUCUCUAGGAUCUCUUCCUGAUUAUGCACGCAGGCAUCGAAAGAAGUUGCACAAGCUUAUGGAUCCGUUAUUAGCUGCUAAGAAGAAUGAGAAAGCACAGAUUAUGGAAUGCAUUAAGAUAGCGCUGAUGUGCGUUCACCAUCGUGUCGAAGAUCGGCCCUCUAUGUCGGAAGUUGUUGUCAUGCUUUGCAGCAUCAAGUGUGCCAGAUGAACCACCAGUCUGGUGCCACUUUGUAAUAAGGUGCUCUAGCUGAUAGAAGAUGGCCAAAGAGUACAAACAUCAUGGGGACAACUCAUAUAAUAUAUGCUCUUUAGCAGCAAUCUCGCCAGAUGAACAUUUAAAAGUCUCUAUAAAGAUUUUGUUUUAGAAGACAUAGUUGAGUCUACCUUGUCAC
Messenger RNA from Lolium rigidum, 1723 nucleotides. Its product is annotated as G-type lectin S-receptor-like serine/threonine-protein kinase At1g11410. Bases 61 to 1539 code for a protein of 492 amino acids. The record is from RefSeq and is a predicted model, not a curated record. NCBI's taxonomy places the organism in Eukaryota, Viridiplantae, Streptophyta, Magnoliopsida, Poales, Poaceae. Gene Ontology annotation, biological process: cell surface receptor signaling pathway; protein phosphorylation. Gene Ontology annotation, molecular function: ATP binding; protein kinase activity. The transcript is spliced from 8 exons.